UUUGAGAUUGUCUUCCCAAACUACUUAUAAGAUUAUGAAAUCAUCAGAGAGCUUGUAGUUGUCAAGAGAGUUCUUGAAACAUGUUUGCUAGUGCGGUAUUUUUAUUGAUAUCCUUCACAUUUGCACAUAAUGCUGUUUCUUCGGCUAGUUUGAAUGAGAGUCUGCCAAAACUUCCUGGAGAUACGGCCAAUAAGAUGUGUAAAACAUAUGCAAAGUAUGCUCUCGAUUCUUCAGCUUCUAGUUGCGCUUUCGAAAAGGAGAAUUUGAAUUCAAAUGGAGCAACAGAUAGAUUAGCUUCUAGGAAAGAAUUUCCUCACAUGGUACAACUUGGUUUCCAUCGCCAAAAUACCACUCUUUGGGGAUGUGGGGGUAUUCUGAUUAGUGACAGAUUUGUUUUAACAGCGGCACAAUGCGCAGUAACCAGAGAAUACGAUGCUGCCAAGUUCGUUAGAGCUGGAAUUACCAACGUGAAUGACAAAAACCACCUCCAAAUCCGAUAUAUUGAGGAAACCAUCAUACACCCAGAUUUCAAUUCUGACACUUUUUACCAUAACAUCGCCCUCUUGAAAGUGAACAGCUCUUUCGACAUGAACUCCUAUGUGCGUCCUGCUUGUCUCCAUACGAUUAGGAACAUCCCUUUCAGGAACGGAAUAGCCACCGGAUGGGGAAAUACGAAUUUCACUGGGGAACUUAGUGAAGACCUGAAGAAAAUCAAACUGGAGAUUUUCGACAGUGCCAAAUGUAAUAAAACAUAUCGUAGAGCAAUCGUCGGUCCUAAUGCUAGGCUGCCAAACGGCUUUGUCGACGAUUUAUUGAUUUGUGCUGGAAGUUCCGAAGACAAACGAAGUACUUGUCAGGGAGAUUCUGGAGGUCCUUUUCAGAUUUAUCGAGAAGACACUGAAGAUAUAAAGUGCAUGUAUAGCAUCGUAGGAAUUAUUUCUUUUGGAAAAGCUUGUGGACUGGUCAAAGAUGUACCUGAAGGUCAUACGAGGGUAUUUCCAUAUAUUCAAUGGAUAGAAGAUAAAGUGUGGUCAUAAUGGGGAUUCUGGAUCAAAAAUUUUAUAAAUAACUAGCUGACCCGGCAAUGUUGUUUUGCCAUACACAUUAUUUCAAG
Phaedon cochleariae (mustard beetle) is the source of this 1114-nucleotide messenger RNA. The record is from the annotation of a GenBank genome assembly. Lineage: Eukaryota; Metazoa; Arthropoda; Insecta; Coleoptera; Chrysomelidae.